Molecule: messenger RNA, 3324 nt
Organism: Rotaria sordida
Lineage: Eukaryota; Metazoa; Rotifera; Eurotatoria; Philodinida; Philodinidae
Source: the annotation of a GenBank genome assembly
AUGGAUUUAUCGUUAAAAGAAUAUAAUUCUCUUAUUCGUCCUCUCGGUCGAACAGCUAGUGUAUCAGAAUUAAAUCUGUUCUUUAAUAAUACUAUUUCAUAUUUAAAAAAUCUAGUUUAUUCAAAUGAGAAACAUGAUGGUUUAGAUAUUUUAACAAAUAUUUGUGAUGAUUUAGCAUGUGUACGUGCUAUACAAUUAUAUGAUCAUCCAAUUAUAAGAAAUCAUCCAAUAUUUAUCUAUAUUGGACGUACAUUAGAAGUUUUAUUAAUGAAAUCUAAUCAUUUACGAUCAAUACCAAUGAAAAAAUGUGAAGAAAAUUGUUUUUAUAGUGUAAGUUAUUUCAUAGCACAAUUAUGUUUAUAUCACAAUGAACCAAUUCAGACAUUUUAUGGAUCAUUUUCCAAUGAAAGUUUUUCUGUAACUGAUAAAAUAAAUAUAAGAGAUGAAUCUAUUAAUGAAAAUAAUCGAAAAUCAAAUAAAAUUUCAGAUAAACCAAAUUUAAAAAUCACAUGUAUACCACCGAGUGCACCAGAAGCUCGUUCGACUAAUAAAAUAUUAUUUGAUAUAACAGAUACGCCAAAGAAGAGACUAUUUUCGAAUGAAAUUAUUUCUCCAUUGAUUGAAACUGAAGAAAUUAUUGAAUCUAAAAUACCAUCAAAUUUACCAUCGAAAAGAUAUCAAGAUGUAUUUUUUACAACAUCAUUUUUAAAUAAAUUCAUUCGAUCUAUUGAUGAUUUAUCACGAAAUGAAUAUUCAUCCUAUCAUGUUAAAUAUAAAGUUAUCGAUAGACUUGUUCGUCUUUGUUCAAAAUUGAAUAUAAUUAAUGAAUUAUUUGAUUCGAUUAUUUCAUGUUUAUGUUCAAAAUUUUAUCAACAAAUUUUUCUAACCAUUGAACCGGAACAAAUUCGUUUAAGUCCAAAACAAUUAUUUUUUAUUUAUCAAUGUACACAAUUUAUUAUUCAAAAUCAAUUUCAACAACAAGAACAAAUUCCUAAUUUAUUAUGUCAAACUAUGAUUAAUACUACAAAAAUAAUUAUUGAAUAUAUUUUUCCAAUGAAUGAUGACGAACUUAAUUCAAUAUAUUUUCAUCAGCAAGAUAUUGCUCUCUAUGCAUUAAAUUGUCAUUUAGAAUUAUUAAAUUAUUUAUCAUUAACAUCAAAUGGUAGACGAUAUUUUCUACAAACAAAUAUCAUUGAUCUAACGAUGAAUAUCUUACAACAAGAUCAAUUAAUUGUUAAUGCAUGCGAACAUGAAGAACUUUUUCAUUCUGAUAUUGCUGUUAUUGUACAUACAAUUAUGUUAUUAUAUAAUUUAGCUUACGAAAAACAAAUAUUUUUAAUUCUGAAAAAAAGAGAUUUUCUAAAUAUUUAUUUUAAAUUAAAAUCUUCAAAUGAUAAGUCUAUUAAAUUUGUAUGCAAAACUUUAUCAUCAAUUUUAAAUCAAGAUCAAAUUCAUGAAGAAAAUGAACCUAUGAAAUUAAAACAAGCUUAUAUUAAACAUCUUGAAGAACCUACUGAGAAAUCAAAAGAUAAAACCGUACCUGAUAUUGUUAGAAUUACAAGAGAACGAGAUGAUAAUAUUAAAUUAGCAAUUUUAAAUGAAACAUACAUAACAAAUUUAAGUCGAGAUGUUGAAGAAUUAUCUAGAAAUGAAUCUUCAAUAAGUCCAGCUAAAUACAAAAGUAUUGGACAACGUGUUCGUGUUGUUACAAAACAAGAAACUAAAGAAGUUGAAUCAUUAUUAGAUCCCAUAUUAAAAUGCUUAAAUUCAAGUUUUUAUCUUAAAAUUUUCGAAAAUAUUGAACUUAGUCAUGGAAAAGUUAUAUCUGGAAUUAUACAAACAAAUCGUAGUCUUGCUACAAAACAUAUAUUUUUUAUGCGUGAAUGUCCAGAAUUUCUUUUUCGACAUGAUUAUAAACGACGAAAAGAAAUAGCAAAUUCAUUAGGACGAAAAAUGUUAGAACAUACAAAAACAAUAUUCAAUCAACAUCUAUCGAUUCUGAUUGGAGAAGAAGGUAAACAACCAGUCGAUGAAAUGAAAGCAGCACGAAUGAUAGCAUUAAGUUAUCAUAUAAAAGUAUUGAAUCAUUUUACAUUGAUACGAUCAAUACGAAAGGAAUUUUUAUCAUUAAGUAUCAUUGAACAAAUUCUAAAAAUAUUACAAGAUAGAUCAUUAACUGAUAGAGAUCAAAUCGUUAAUGAAGCUAAGACUGCAGUUGUUGAACAAUCUUUAAUAUUAUUAUAUAGUCUAGGACAGGAGAAAGAAAUAAUUGGAAUAUUAAGAAAAAAAAAUUUAUUUGAUAUUUGUUUGAAAUUACGUAUUGUUAAAGAUAGAAUUAUACGUUUCGUAUCACAAAUUCUAUUAACUUUAUUAGACAAAGAUGCACAUAAACAUAUUCAUGAACCACAUUCACUAUCAAAAACUUGUAUUGAAUAUAUUGAUAAGGCAGUUAAAGAAACUAGAAAAUCAUAUCAAGGUAUCAAAUUACAUCGUUUAUUAAAAAAUCUUGAAAUUAUGACUGUAAAUGAUACAUUUAUUGAGUGCCUUCUCGAAGCAAAACAAGGCAUUACAGUUUUUAUAAAAUGUAUUUGUAUAAAAUAUUUCGAUGAAAAAGAUUCAGAUAGUGAAAACAAAGAAAUGAUUAGUAGAAUACAUAAUUCAGCUGUAUCUAUUAUUUGGAGAAUUUCAUCCUAUGGACCAAAACCAAUUUCAAAAUUAAAAGCGAAUGAUUUAUUUAUUGAUCAAAUUCUUAUAUUAUCAAAAGGAAAAACAGAAAAUACGAAAAGAGCUGCAAAUGGAAUUAUUUGGAGAUUAGGUAAUGAAGAUAAAAUACGUUUUGAGAAGUCACAAAAAAAACGUAAUCAAGAAAAUAAAACCGAUGAUGAUCAAGUUAUUGAGCCUGAAGAAUGGGAUGAAUCAAUACCAUAUGAUUUAUUAAUAAGUUAUAGUAAUAAAACUAAUGAUAAGAUUAUUUCUGGAAAGAUUUAUAAUCGUUUAAUAACAAAAGGUUAUCGGGUAUAUAGUGAAAAAUCAGGACAAAAUCGAUUCGAAUUAAUGCAAAAGGCCAUUGAUUCUAAAAAACCUAUACUUGUUUGUUUGUCAUCAGCCUAUCGUGCAUCAACAGUGUGCAUGGCUGAAGUUGAAUAUGCAAGUAAACAAUCAAGUCCAAUUAUUUCUGUUAUAGUCGAAGCAAAAUAUGAUGUACAAGGCUGGUUAAAACAUCUUAUUGGUGGAAAAAAAACUAUUGAUGUAACACAGAAAAAAUUCGAUGAAGGAUUCAUUAAUAUAUUAGAAGAAAUUGAAAAAACAAAUAGUUCUAAUUAG